Messenger RNA from Lachnellula hyalina, 1710 nucleotides. RefSeq names its product tRNA (guanine-N(7)-)-methyltransferase non-catalytic subunit (gene trm82). Gene Ontology annotation, molecular function: protein binding; tRNA (guanine(46)-N7)-methyltransferase activity. Gene Ontology annotation, cellular component: tRNA methyltransferase complex; cytosol; nucleus. NCBI's taxonomy places the organism in Eukaryota, Fungi, Ascomycota, Leotiomycetes, Helotiales, Lachnaceae. Gene Ontology annotation, biological process: RNA (guanine-N7)-methylation. The transcript has 3 exons. The coding region runs from base 1 to 1710 and encodes 569 amino acids. The record is from RefSeq and is a predicted model, not a curated record.
AUGGCAAAUAUGCGCAUGCCAUAUCAAUGCAUAGAGAAAUGUGGUAAUCUCCUCGUCGCUGCCAGAGGUUCCAAUAUCGAGCUGUUUAAUCUCAGUGAUGGCUCAUGUAUUUCUACAUGGAAAUGUCCCAUCACUCAUGGGACGUCAAAGGCCAAACCACCCGUCAAAGAAAUCACUUCUAAGCUGGAGAAUCAAGAUUCCAAGUCAUCGUCAGCGGAUAUUACAAUCGAGACAUCAUCACCUCCGACAAAAAGAAGAAAACUUUCAGGUGGGGAUGACCAAGACGAAAACUCAGCCAAGGACCCUAAAGAGGAGCAGAAGGGUGGCAAGAAGCCAACAAGAAAAGAGAAGAAGAAGUAUGACUACAGACUGGACGCCGUGGCCAGUGGUCUUGAAGCCCCAGCAGUCAUAGCUCUAGCAGUUACUUCAGAUGCCCAGCACGUGAUAGCCAUCACAGGAGAAGACAAAAGCAUCCGAGUCUUCUCCCUCACAUGCCAGGAUGGUGUCACGCGCUUGAACCAGCUAUCUCAACGGCAAGUCCUCAUCCAUCCCUCUGAAAUGAAAUGCAGCAGAGUAAUGCCCAAACGCCCCUCCGCGCUCACCAUCUCAGAAGACAACACCACAAUCCUCAGCGCCGACAAAUUCGGCGAUGUCUACUCCCUCCCGCUCAUCCCAUCACCAUCACCACCACCAACCUCUUCAACUCCCCUCAGCACGCCCCAACACCCAGAGAAAGAAAAACCAUUCAAGCCCUCCGCCAAUGAACUAACCAUCCACUCACAACGCAACCGCAAAGCUCUCGAGAAUCAAAAACGCCAAAAGCCACCCCAGCCCCAGAAAUCUGAGCCGGAGUUCGAGCAUACUUUGUUACUAGGUCACGUAUCUCUGCUUACGGAUGUAAAGUUGGCGAAAAGUGGAGGCAGGAGUUAUGUGAUUACCAGUGAUAGAGAUGAGCAUAUCCGGAUCUCGAGAGGAAUUCCACAAACUCAUAUUAUCGAGGGUUUCUGUCUGGGACACACAGAGUUUAUCAGCCGGAUUUGUAUCCCGGAUACCCGACCUGAGAUACUGAUUGCGGGGGGUGGGGAUGACGAGAUUUUUGUGUGGGAGUGGGAAAAGCAACAACUGGUAUCGAAGGCGGAUUUAAAAAGUACCGUGCAAGAAUUCGUGGGUGGAGAGAAAUUAGUGAGCAAGAUUGCCGUUUCGGGCAUUUCUUGGGUGAGAAGUGGGCAAAAGGAUGUUGUGCUGGUGACUGUUGAGGGGAUUCCAGCACUCUUCACGUUCCACCUUCAGGACUCCAACACGCUCCACCACGCCCAGACUCUGCCGCUACCAGGAAACGCUCUCUCCGUCGCUACAGUGAUCGCCGCCGCUGCAUCCGACGGAACACCAAGCAACCUCGUUCUCAUUUCUGUCGACAGCACACAUAAACCCGGCUCAACCACCGAGCUACGGAACAGCGACAGCACCGAGGAAGUCACCACCACUAGCCCAUUCCAGGCAUUUGUGUUUGAAGAAGAUGGGAAGUUGGUGCAAGACUCUUUUGCACUCGCGACUGCUGAGGGAAAUGAUGUGGCUGAGGGCGCGGUUGGCGGACUGAGGAAUCUGUUGUAUAGUCUUGAGAAUUUGCGGAAGAGGGAUGGGGAAGAGAAGGGGGGUGGAAAUGGGGCGGAUGUUACGAUGGGUGAGGAAGAAGCUGCGCAGCUAGAGUGA